This is a messenger RNA of Nicotiana tabacum (common tobacco), 2433 nucleotides long. The record is from RefSeq and is a predicted model, not a curated record. Lineage: Eukaryota; Viridiplantae; Streptophyta; Magnoliopsida; Solanales; Solanaceae.
AUUCUUCACAUUCUGUUCUUCGCCCAAGUCACACUGUUAAUCUUUCCAUCCACUUUGUCUACCGACAAGGGUAAAUGGGAAAAAACCCUAGUUACCGAAUCAGUGUGUCUGUAGUUAAAGAAAAAAAAAAGAACUUUGUACAGGUCUAUUCUUUUCUUAGUUCAUUUAUGUCGUGAAUUAUUUGUGUAUGGUUCAUUUCGUUGGGUCCUAGGUUUUUCUACUGAGCGUUGUUAUUCUGCAUUUAUGGGCUAUAAGGCGUGUCCCAUUUUUUUCACUAAACAUCUUAUACAUUGAGAAAUCAUUUUCUGGAUCAUUUUUCUAGUGUAUGGUAGAGUAUGGAAGCAGGUGAUAUCAUGUAACAUUCAGUAUGUACGGUGUUAAGAUGAUGCUUUGGUGAUAUUUUUGAGUAUUAAAGGAUAACAAAAAUAUCUAAUUCUUGAUUGAAGCAAAAAAUAUGAGGUAAGAAUUGGGAUAUUUGCAAGCGAAGAAGCCAUUUCGCCCCUUUUGGUGGGAAGUUAUCUCCUUCAAGAUAGCAUAUUCCACAAUUCAAGCUAACCGACUACGGUAAAAAAUGAUUUCAUCAAGGAAAACAAUUUGUCAUGCCAAACAUACGUAUAUGAGAACUAGAAUGUGUAGGUCUUAAGGGUUAUGCUUCUUUGAUGUGCACCUUACUUCCAUACCUUCUCCACAGAGCAAACCCAUUAUUCCUCUUGAUUUAGGCUACAUGGCAGAUAGUUGAGGUGGGCACAAGUUGGAUUGGGCACCACCGUCAUAAAGAAUAUCACUCGUUUUCUUUCUCGGGAAAAUUAAAUUAUUGUUUGACUGCUAUUGGUUGACUAGGGGUUACUUAAAGGCAUGUUAGUCUUAUGUCGGUUGAGAGAAAAUGAAAUCAUUUGCAAUAAAAUGGCAUUAUGCGACUUUUAAAUGGCUAUGGAUACAUUGCAUAUCUUUUGGGAUUAAUUUUCUCAGUUUUGUUAAAAAGAAAUCUGAGUACGAUACUAAUAAAAAAAUAAGGAAAGAAAGAAAAGAGAUCUGGGUAAGAUAAAUGCAUAAAUAUAUGACUGUGUUACCUCAUCGCAUUACACAGAUGCUUUGUUUAUGAUAGAUUUCAAGCACUUGGGACAAAAAUGAGCUAUGGAACAUAGGGAUGUAUAUGGGGAGUGGGAGAGGUCAGGGUGGCAUUUUGUAUUUAUGUAUAGUGGGAGGUUCUUGCUCACUUUCAGGAGAGCUUAUAAAGAUGAGGAGACCCAAAUAUUAAUUUCAAAUAACUUAUAGCUUUUGGAGCAUCUUGAUGCAUAUGAGCAAUGGAGCUUGUGGAGCACCGCUCAACUCGAGGAUUGCUCUCUUGGUUUGCUUCAAAGUUUUCUACUUGAAUCUGUUACUGUCGAAUCAAACAAAUACAUAAUGAUCAAAAUGUAUAUCCAAUUUAUUUAUCUAACUAUUGUUCGACAAUGUUAAUUGGAAGUUCUUGCACUGUUUAUAAGUUACACUGACAUGCAGCAUUGCAGUGAAUAAUACCUACAUAGUUCAGAAUGAGUGGCCGUUUUUCUCGCACAAUCUAUGUUGGCAACCUUCCCGCAGAUAUAAAAGAAUGGGAAGUUGAAGAUCUAUUCUACAAGUAUGGGCGUAUACUGGAUGUUGAGUUGAAGAUUCCCCCGCGUCCUCCUUGCUAUUGCUUUGUAGAGUUUGAAAAUGCUCGUGAUGCUGAAGAUGCUAUCAGGGGUAGAGACGGCUACAACUUUGAUGGCUGUCGUCUGCGGGUUGAGCUUGCUCAUGGUGGUAGAGGGCCGCCAUCUUCAAGUGAUCGUCGUGGUGGCUAUGGCCGCAGUGAUGGUGGAGGGCGUCAUGGCAUUUCUCGCCAUUCUGAGUAUCGAGUUAUUGUUCGUGGCCUCCCAUCUUCUGCUUCCUGGCAAGAUUUGAAGGAUCAUAUGCGAAAGGCUGGCGAUGUUUGCUUUUCUGAAGUUUCCCGUGACAGUGAAGGAACCUUUGGCCUGGUUGACUAUACACACUAUGAUGACAUGAAAUAUGCUAUUCGCAAACUUGAUGAUACAGAGUUCAAAAAUCCUUGGACACGAACCUAUAUCCGGGUAAGAGAACACAAGCGAAGUCCAUCCAGAAGCCGCAGCAGGAGCAGGAGCAGAAGUCCGAGGGGGAGCAGAAGCAGAAGCAGAAGCAGAAGCAGAAUUCCGAAGAGGAGGAGCAAAUCAGCUGGAAGAUCUGUUUUGAGAUCACCGCCGGCGAAGUCUAGAUCUGCAUCUCCUGUGAAGUCGACUAGACCCAGGUCCAGGUCCAAGUCCAAGUCCAAGUCCAGAUUAAGGUCGGCGUCCCCUCGUCAGACCAUCGUGGAUGGAUAUUUGAAUCGUCGCUUCUGCUCAUGCCUUAAUCAUUCUGAUGUUAGCUAACUUGAUUGCUUUCAGGCACGAUCAAACAGUG